GACUUGGAAGGCAGCAAUUGGAUUUAGAAAGAGGUUUGAUUUGUACUUCAGGACCUGUAUAGAGGUUACUGGGGAAUAAAAUAUCUCACACUGGAUAGAAGUGCAUCUAAAUGCACACAUUUGUUGGCAUAAUAUCCAAGUAGUCGAGGUGCUAGGGUGGGACAACAGAUUUGGGCAUAAUGAGCUAAUCCCCAACCAAAAAUAAUCGAACACUAGAUGGCAGCCACAUUGAAGGAAGAGUGGACGAACAGGUAUUUAGGAAGUGACGCCACUAACCUCGGAAGCCGGAGGGGGGAGCCUGAGAGAGCAAGAUGGCAGCGAAAUCUGAUGGCGUGGGGGUUCUUACCGGUUUCGCCCAACUGCACAACCUGGACGAAACGUUGGGGAACGGCGAAGGGGAUCCGGGGGAGAGCAGCUCCAUCCACAUCUGUCACUGCUGCAAAACCUCGUCAUGUUACUGGGGCUGCCGAAGCGCCUGCCUGCGCUCUCUCCUGGGGAAGGGGAAGGAAGCUAGGCGGCAGCCGCCGCAGGAGGAGCGCCCCUGGCUGGACUGCCUGUGGAUCGUCCUGGCGCUGUUGGUCUUCUUUUGGGACGUGGGCACGGACCUGUGGCUAGCGGUCGACUACUAUUUCAAGCGGGACUACCUUUGGUUUGGGCUCACCCUCUUCUUUGUGCUCGUCCCCUCGGUGCUGGUCCAGAUCCUGAGCUUCAGGUGGUUUGUGCAGGAUUAUACCGGAGGAGGUUUGGGGGCGGUGGAGGGGCUCAGUCGGAGAGUCCCGGUUGCAAUGGGCGCUGCCGUUCAUGGCAGGGACAGGUGCUGCAGGAUCUCGGUGUGGAUCUGGCAGUCAGUCAUACACAUCCUGCAGAUGGGACAAGUAUGGAGGUAUAUCCGUACUAUGUACCUGGGCAUUCAAAGCCGGCGGCAGAAGGAACACCAACGCCGCUUCUACUGGGCCAUGAUGUACGAAUAUGCAGACGUCAACAUGCUGCGCCUCCUGGAGACCUUCCUGGAGAGCGCCCCACAACUGGUGCUACAACUCUGCAUAAUGAUCCAAAAGAACCGGGCUGAGACACUACCGUGUAUGUCCUCAUUGGCCUCCCUGUUCUCCCUGGCCUGGGUGCUGGCGUCCUACCACAAGCUCCUGAGGGACUCGCGGGACGACAAGAAAAGCAUGAGCUAUCGGGGCGCCGUGAUCCACAUCUUCUGGCGCCUCUUCACCAUCUCCUCCCGGGUGCUUUCCUUUGCCCUUUUCGCCUCUAUCUUCCAGCUCUAUUUCGGGAUCUUUGUGGUGAUCCACUGGUGCGCCAUGGCUUUCUGGAUCGUCCACGGGGGCACUGACUUUUGCAUGUCCAAGUGGGAGGAGGUCCUGUUCAACAUGGUGGUGGGUAUCGUUUAUAUCUUCUGUUGGUUCAACGUCAAGGAAGGUAGGACCCGAUACCGCAUGGUGGCUUACUACCUAGUGGUGCUCACCGAGAACGCCGCCUUGACGUUUCUGUGGUAUUUCUACAGGGACCCUGCUGCCACCGACUCUUACGCGGUGCCUGCCCUGUGUGGCGUGUUCCUCAGCUUUGCCACAGGGGUGAUCUUCAUGCUCCUCUACUAUGGAGUGCUUCACCCCAUGGGCCCUCGGGCAACGAUCCUGGUCAGCUCUUGUUGUGCUGAGCUUCUCUGGGGUUUGCCUUUGCCUCCCGAAGCUGAGCCCAUGGCUCCCACCCCGGGGCCUAGGGGGUCCCAGGCUACCCGAAGCAGAGGAGGCUCCACCGGGGAGCAGCAGGAGGAAGAAGAGGACCUGACAACCGACACCUGCCUGCCCGUUUUCCAGGUGAGACCAACGGUGCCAACCACCCCCGUGGGAAGGCCCUACCACCUCGAGGGUCCCCUCAUCAAAAUCGACAUGCCAAGGAAGCGCUACCCAGCCUGGGAUGCCCACUUUGUGGACCGUAGGCUGAGGAGGACUAUCAACAUCCUUCAGUACAUCACCCCCGCAGCAGUAGGGAUCAGGUACAGAGACGGACCCUUGCUCUAUGAGCUUCUACAGUAUGAGUCUUCACUUUGAAGGUGCUUCCUUUCUUUUUCUCUCCCUCUGUCUGUUUCUCAAUUAUAACUCGUUUUUUGUUUAUUUGUUUUGUUUAUUGUUUUUUGCUGUUUUUUGUUUCUUUUUUGGUUCUUCAACUAAAGAAAGGGACCUUUAUUUUUCUGUUACACUGUCAUAAUUCACAGGACAAUGAGACAUAUAAAAGCUAAAACAAACAUAAAAAAACAGACAAAUAUUUUUAAAAGCCUGCAUAUAAGCUUUUUUUUUCUUUCUCUGGUUACUCUGUGUAUAUAAGAAUAUGUUUUGUAUGUACGAAAAGAAACAAAAAGUUGUUUUUCUCUUCAUUUUUCUACACACAAGAUAUAAUGGUAUUUCAAUUCUAUGCUUCGCCAUGUGGUGGAGAGAGGUGUCUUCACCCUGGUGUUUUAUAUUCUAACGUAGCAGCCGUACAGCAUCCUGGGAAUGGUGGAGGACUGAAAAGCACUUUGCUUACUUGUCAUUUGAGCAGUUAGCAAACCUCCAAACCACCACAACUGUGGCUAGCCCCCUCUAGUGUUACAUUAUGAUUCUUCUCUCACAAACUGACUCAAUUGAACUAAAAGGGGUAAUAACCAUGACUUAAUGGAGUAGUUAAUUUUUUGUCCCUGUGUGCUUCCUGUGCUCUGGGUAUAGGAACCUGACCACACUC
Molecule: messenger RNA, 2724 nt
Organism: Acipenser ruthenus (sterlet)
Lineage: Eukaryota; Metazoa; Chordata; Actinopteri; Acipenseriformes; Acipenseridae
Product: XK-related protein 6-like
Exons: 4
Coding region: 312-2057 (581 amino acids)
Biological process (GO): phosphatidylserine exposure on apoptotic cell surface; engulfment of apoptotic cell; apoptotic process involved in development
Cellular component (GO): plasma membrane
Source: RefSeq, a predicted model, not a curated record